AUGAAAAUUUUUAUUUUAAUAAUAAUAUUUUUUAAAAUUCCACAUAUUUUUACAGUGAGUAAUAUAUCAUUUAUUAGCAAUUAUGAUGAAAGACAAAAAAGAGAAAUCUUAAGACAUUCACAAUAUGCUUGGAAAGAAAAAGAAAUUACGUAUUAUGUGGAUCCUAAGUUAAACCAUAUAGAAGUUAAAGUGGCACUUAAUAGAAUUAAAAAAGAAACAUGUUUAACAUUUGUACAAAAGCAAGAAUAUAGACAAUCCCUUUUUGCAUAUAUGCCUGGUAGAUUUUUUGAAACAAAUUUAGGUAAAGGAAGAGAAAUUCCUCAUAAAAUUUUUUUACCACUGAAUGUUCAUAAUAUUGGAAAAAUUAUACGAGAAACAUUACGUGCAUUUGGUGUUGAUUAUGAACAUAAUAGAAGAGACAGAAAUAAGUAUAUAUCUGUUUCAUCAAGAAAUAUACAUCCUAUUUUUAGAAAAUAUUUUGAUCACAAACUUCAAAUACUUACAACUACAUAUGGUACAGAAUAUGACUACAGAUCAAUUAUGCAUUUUGAUCCAUAUGAAUAUUCAAAAGGAAGAUGUAAAGUUAUACAUUCUAAAGACAAAUUAAUGUCCUCAUUUAUUGGUAAAUCUCAAUAUCUUACUUUUAACGAUGCCAAGCUUUUAAAUGGUAAAUAUUGUUCAUUUUUACGAUUUCAGCAUCCAGUUUGUCGUAAUUAUGGAUAUCAAAAUCCAAGAAAUCCUACAACAUGUAAAUGUUUGCCCUAUUUAAUUGGUAAUCAAUGUGAAAAUAUUGGACCAAAUAACAUUCAAUGUACACAACAAAAUGUAUAUACAGCGAAAUAUUCCGUAGAAGAUAAACAAUUAAGGUUGGGACCAAAUUGUGCAUUUUUUAUAAAAGCACAACCAAAAGUGAGAGUUGCAAUGGAAUUAAAAUUUAUUACUCCAAUAGUACAAAGGCCGAUAGAAUGUAAUGAAGAUAAUAGCAUUGAAAUUAAAUAUAAAAAUGAUCUUUCUAUUAGUGGAACUUUGUUUUGUCCAUAUGGAAGAAGAUUAUAUAUAAAAUCAAAAGAAAAUUAUAUUGUAAUUGUAACGAACAGUAUCCAACAAAAUUAUAUAUUAAACAUAGCAUACGUACAAAUAUAA
Strongyloides ratti is the source of this 1143-nucleotide messenger RNA. Its product is annotated as Astacin-like metalloendopeptidase. Gene Ontology annotation, biological process: proteolysis. The coding region runs from base 1 to 1143 and encodes 380 amino acids. Lineage: Eukaryota; Metazoa; Nematoda; Chromadorea; Rhabditida; Strongyloididae. Gene Ontology annotation, molecular function: metalloendopeptidase activity. The transcript has 2 exons. The record is from RefSeq and is a predicted model, not a curated record.